AUAUAUAUGUACUACAGUGUACUGUAGAUACCAGGUACUCAGAUACCAGGUGAGGUCUGUCCAGGGUUAGUUCCAGGUCUCAUAUGGUGGGGGUUUCCAAGGUAACUUAAUCUGAUUUUGGUCUUUCCAGGGUCCGAACUCUGGGCCCAUGAUGCACGGGAUGGGGCAGCAGGGGCCCAACAGCAAAGACCCUCGGGGGCCUCCGCAGAACCACCACAUGGGCCCUCCGGACCGGCAGGGCCCGGGGCCGCCGGACCAGGGCUCGGGGCCGUACUGGGGCGACAACCAGCAGGGGCGACGUGGUCCGCAGGACUUUGACGGAGGCCAGGACUUCCACAGCCGAGGAGAGGAGGGCUGGAGACCGGGACCGGGAUUCCAGGGCGGAGCCGGGGGGGGACACAGGGGGGGAGGGCCCCGAGGAGGGGGGGGCAACGGAGGGAACUGGGGCCCCGACGAGAGGUUCACCGGCGGAGAGUUCAGGGGCCGCAGAGACGACAGGUUCAGAGGCGGCCCAGGCCGGCCCGGCGGUCGUGGUUACAACGAGGACUACGGCGGUCCAGAGGAGGGCUUCGAGGGUCCCGAUGAGACGAUUGGUCGAGGCUACGGAGGCCGAGGGAGGCCGCCUCGGGGGGGCGGCCCACCCAGGGGGGGUGGAGGUGAGAGACCGCUUCUCCACCAUAUCUUCUAA
Molecule: messenger RNA, 688 nt
Organism: Etheostoma cragini (Arkansas darter)
Lineage: Eukaryota; Metazoa; Chordata; Actinopteri; Perciformes; Percidae
Product: eggshell protein 1-like
Exons: 3
Coding region: 149-688 (179 amino acids)
Source: RefSeq, a predicted model, not a curated record